Molecule: messenger RNA, 1803 nt
Organism: Moneuplotes crassus
Lineage: Eukaryota; Ciliophora; Spirotrichea; Euplotida; Euplotidae
Source: the annotation of a GenBank genome assembly
AUGAUUGAUGCGGUUAUCUUAGCAGAGUUUGAUAUUUCUAGUGGAAAUAUAAUCAGAUUACAGUACCCUAGAGAGUUGGAAGGAGUUGACCCUGAAGACAUUGCUCCAAUGAUGAUCCCUGAUGGCGCUCAUAAUACAGAACAUGACAUUACAACUUUUAUACUGAGAAGAAACCAGAAGGAAAAUGUUGAGGAAGAAAAAGAUGCGAAUAAUCUCAGUGAUAUUAAGAUUUUGUCUAAUAGGAACUUCAGAGAGCCUAAGAUUAAUCUGUUAAAGCAUACAGGUAUCACUCUUCAAAAAUCACCAGUGAGGUCUCUAUCUGAUAGUCCCGAUUCUCAUAAGGAUAGAUUCAGAGAGAAGCAAGGCGAGAUAUCAGAUUAUGUUGAGAGCAUUAACUCCAAUAAUGACACUUACUUCUUCGUCAGUGUUCUAAGAAAUAAGAGAGAUCUUAGCUACGCCAGAGGAAGUAUUGUUAAAGCUAUGAGCAUUGCUAGCAAGUAUCGAUACGUAGAAGCCUUUAAUGGUCUUCUUGAUAGAGCUCUAAACGAUUACCUAGAUGCAUUCAGGGUUGGAGAAGAUCAAUCUGACAGUGAAGAGAAAGCAGAGGCCAUAAUGGGUGAGCUAUACCAGAGAAUUAAUGAAGAAUGAAAUAUUAGCCGAUUUAAUAAAGCAAACUUCUUUGAAAAGAGGGUGUAUAAUGACAUUCGUGCUUACUGUGAUGAUAAAAAUCGAUCUAAGCUCAGCUCUUUCUAUUAUUCAAAGAAUAUUGAAUGGAAUGGCUCAAGUGUUAGAGUUAAGCUACCUAAAGCAUUGGACUGAGAUAAGCUUUCAAAUUGAACUAAUCUUAAGUCUUUCGUGCUAAAAUUUGGAGAAAGAGUCAUGCUGAUAUUUAAUAACAUAUUGCUUGAGAAAAGAGUAAUGUUUAUAGGAAAUAAGCAUUCUUCAAAAGUCAUGUCAGAGUAUGUUUAUACAUGAUUGGAAAUGUUUACUCCACCAAUGAUAGGUUUGCUAUACAGAGCACUGCCAUUUAUUACCCUGAAUAGUAUAAACCUCCUACAGAUACCAGGAUAUAUAGCUGGAACUAACAAUGUGCUGUUCGAGACAAAGACUGCUUAUUAUGACCUUGCGUGUGAAAUAGAGUCCUCUAAAAUAAAAAUUUCCAGAGAAGGAGAAGAAGAUGACUUUAUACAUCCUGAUGAUGAAAGCCAUCACGAAUGUGACUUAAACUUUAUCCGUAGGCUUAUUAACAGAAUCAAGACCAAGGCUAUUUAUGAUUAUGAAAUUAAGGAUUAUUUUGCUUCAUACCUACAGACGCUGUUGGAUUUAGCUCUAUCAUCCGAUCCUGUCUCCGAUUAUCCUCAUAAUAAGGUGCUCCAGGAAUUUGCAGAUCAGAAUUCAAGGAGGAUUUCACUAUUUAAGAAAACCAGUUUGUUCAGGAUUUAUAAAAACAUCCAGAAUUUCAUGGGUUAUGAGGUCAGAAGUGGCAUCAGCAUGUUUAAGCUAGAGGAGAAUGUGAGAAGGCUUCGCUUCAGUGCCUCGAUGUCGGAAGAACUCCUUCGUAGUAUCUUUAUGGACUUUAAAGAGUUCCUGACUCCUGCUGAUCAUGAUAGGAUCAUCAGAUUUUUAUACCUGUUUCCAAGACAUAAAGGAGGGCUAAGCGUCUUGGCUAGUGCUAUUUUUGGACAAGAUGAGCAGGUAGUCAAGUAUGCAAAGGAAUGAUUAGAGGUUUUGGAUGACCAUCCUGUUGGAAAGAAGUAUAUUGGACAACUGAGCUUUGUGGUGCAGAAUAAGUUUAGGGAGUAA